Messenger RNA from Chaetomium fimeti, 891 nucleotides. Its product is annotated as glycosyl hydrolase family 61-domain-containing protein. Lineage: Eukaryota; Fungi; Ascomycota; Sordariomycetes; Sordariales; Chaetomiaceae. The record is from RefSeq and is a predicted model, not a curated record. The transcript has 3 exons. The coding region runs from base 1 to 891 and encodes 296 amino acids.
AUGAAGGCUGUUCAAGUCACGUCAGCUUUGGCCUUUGCUGCCAGGGCCCUGGGUCAUGGAUACAUUUACCGCGUCACGUCGGACAACACGGUCUACCCGGGAUAUGACAUCUUUAUCGACCCGCUUCUCGAGCCUGCGCCUUCGCGGAUUGCAUACGGCGGCGGUACCACUGGUCCUGUUUUCGACGCUACGACGGCCGACAUCGCUUGCAACACGGUGCAUGAUCCCGUGCCUGGCUUCAUAGCGCAGGCUCGUGCCGGGAGCAGCGUCACUUUCCACUGGUCUCGAUGGCUGUAUAGUCACAAGGGCCCCAUCACAGCUUGGAUGGCUCCGUAUAGCGGAGAUGUCGCGGAUGUCGAUGUCAACGAGCUUGAGUUCUUCAAGUUCGCCGAGGAAGCCAUCGAUGACAACGGUGUCUGGGGCACCGUGAAGUUGCUCGACGAAACCGACGGUACCUGGACGGCCACUAUUCCGGCCGACAUCAAGCCUGGCACCUACAUCAUCCGCCAAGAGAUUAUCGCACUGCACUUCGCGGUCAAUACCACCGAUGGCUUUCAAUUCGGCCCCAUCGGCCCUCAGUUUUACAUGACUUGCUUCAAUUUCAACAUCACGGGCGAUGGCGACGCCACUCCCCAAGGUUACAAAUUCCCAGGGGCUUACGACAUGGCUGAUCCGGCACUGAACUGGGAUCUGAAUUCGACUGAUCCUUACCCUCUCGCUGGACCAGACCGCUAUGUCAGCGCGUAUGACGUAGAGUUGGAGCCGAGGGAAACCACCGUCAUCAGUCCGACGAAUGACGAGGCGGGUGACGAGGCGUACUAUCAGGCCCAGUAUAAAACUCUCGAGGCACAAGGAAACGUCACCAAAUACUUCGAUUCUAUCGGAGGUUAA